Molecule: messenger RNA, 1978 nt
Organism: Cuscuta campestris
Lineage: Eukaryota; Viridiplantae; Streptophyta; Magnoliopsida; Solanales; Convolvulaceae
Source: the annotation of a GenBank genome assembly
AUGACUUAUUUGACAUAAUUAUGGAUUAUGCAUUUUGUUUACCUAAAAGUUGUUUUGUUUGUUAUCUUUUAUCAAGUUGAUCUGAGGCUUACGCCUUGUUCCGCCUCGAGGCAUUUUCCUCUACCGCCUCGAGGCUAGUUUUCGCCUUUUAAAACCUUGAUGUAUGUAUGUGUGUAUGUAUGUUCCUUUCAAGCAUAAGCUUCCUUUCAAGCAUAAGGGUCUUAAUAAUAAGCCUGAAGUUCCUUAUGUGCGCAAGAGAUACCAGAUGGGACAAAUAGAUUAAAAAGCAUUUAAGGCGAUUGACAAUGUCAAUAGAAGGAGAUGGAGGUUGAUGUGGUACUCUAAGCAUAUUUGAACUAUCUUCAUUGAAGGUAAUCGUUAUCAAUGUGAAAUGAAAUGUUGUCCACACAAAUGAGCUUUCUUACAUGACAUGGUGCAAUGAGGUGAUCAUAUGUAGCAUAGUGAAAAUUGACAAUUUAAAAGAACUAACCACACUUAGAUUUUACUUCAAAGAUGACAUUGCAGAUGUCAUUCUAGUGACAGGUUGUGACAGGUGGUACCUUAAAAGUCUUUGUUCCAAACCACGGUAGCCUUAAUGCAUCUUAAAGGGAAGAAGAAACCUUGGCUCCUUUGAACUUGAAUUUUAUAUUGGGUUUCUAAUGACUACAUUCUUUAAACUUCCAAACUGUUUCUAUCAUUACCAGAGUUUUGUACUUUCUUCCGAGAUUUUAGCACUUCUCAUUAGAGCAAAAGCCCUCAUUAUGAUGAAAAAGAAUUCUGUGGAACAUCUUGUUCAAAUGGGGAUCUCAAACCGAAGCAUGGAGCAUAUUCAUGGCUGUUUGAUUAAUGGGUGCAACACAAGUACAACUGUCAAGCAAAUUGUUGGCUUUCCAACCUUAAUACGCCGGUUCUAAGCAAUUGGUCACAAAUGAAAGAGCUGUUCUAAAAAAAUUAUGCUAUGAGUUUCAAACACCUGGAGAUAAGAGAUCAGAGAUUGCUCGGCAAUUGAAGAGAUUAACACGUUAUCAGAUGGUGGUGAUCUUUUACCAGCACUAAAAACUCUCGUGCUUUGAGAAAGAUAUGCUCAGAUAUGAAUUGGCCUUCCAUUAGCACUUUGCAAAUACUUGGGUGUCCCAAGCUGACAGAGCUACUUUUCAAAGAAAAUUGUGCAACUAAUCUGUGUAUUAUCAAAGUUGAGAAGAUGUGGUAGGGGAACUUAGAAUUGCAUCAUGAGAUCAAACAGAAAUUUGAGCGAUAUUGUAAAUUCAGAUAAUACUUGAUGAAAAGGUUAGGAGUCUGCACAGGGUGUAAAUUCAGUUCUUGAAGAAAACUAGAGAAGUCUUGAAAUUGGGCCAUGAGAUCAAACAGAAAUUUGAGCCAUACUGUAAAUUCAGCUUAGAAAAAGGAACAGAGCAGAACCAAUAGUGGAGGAAAACAAAAUCAAAAACAACAAAAAUGCAGAAAAAUGGAGAAGUGGAGAACAUAUUAGACCAAACUUUACAAUGCAAAUGGAGUGUAACGCCCUGAAACCUGGCCUAUCAGAAUUAAUUAAUUAUUGUAUUCUGAUAGGCCGGGUUUCGGGGCGUUACAUGGAGGUUGUACAGCAAGUAGAAAAUUCAGCAGGCAAUGCAAAGGAGCAGAUUGUCAAAAAGGAGAAUGGAGAGCAGUACAUUGUAAAAGAAGGGAAAGGAAAUGAAGAGGGCAACGUUCUAGAUGAACAUAUUUUACAUGAAGAUGCAGAAGAUUCAGCAACUGUGAGGUUUGAGAUUUUUACAUAUGCUGUAAACUUUGCUUGCAUUAGAUUGUUCAUUCAAGUUACUUUCUUCAGUGGCAAAAUUAAAGCUUGCUUGCAUUGGGUUGCUGUUAUUAUGGAAACAUGAAAGCUACAUACUAAAAUGCUAAUACCAGUUCCAUUCUGAAGACAAAUGCUUUCAGAUAUCGACAGAUUUUAUGUAGUGAAUAUAAGUUGUACUCCCUC